Messenger RNA from Amyelois transitella, 709 nucleotides. RefSeq lists its product as uncharacterized. The transcript is spliced from 4 exons. Lineage: Eukaryota; Metazoa; Arthropoda; Insecta; Lepidoptera; Pyralidae. The coding region runs from base 17 to 694 and encodes 225 amino acids. The record is from RefSeq and is a predicted model, not a curated record.
AUCGAUAAGGAUAAAAAUGGAAUGUUGCUUUGAUAUAGACGGCUGUGAAGAUUUUGCUAUAACGCCAGUUCUAGUCACCCCUUGCUAUCCACAAAAAUGUGCUGAAGAUCCUCCGAUGUGUUAUCCUUGCUUGCCUGGCUGUGCGAAAGGCAAGCUCAUGUAUUGUUGUGAAAAACGAGCUCCUAGAGCUCCCGCGAGGACACCAAGAGAUGGUGACAGGGAUAGAAACCAAGAUUGCUCCCAUGCUCGAAACAUGCCGUCCAGGGAGCCUCCUCCUCAACGUGAUAAUAGCUGUUGCCAACCCACUUGCAAACCUGUAAGAACUAAAUAUGUUAUACCUUGUUAUCGGUACGAAGAUGGCCGAAUACGUAACCAGCCGACAGUAUUGAUGCGCCGCGCCUGUGAAGUGGCAGUCGGAGCUCGCUCUCGCCGCAAGCCUUUUGUUGAGUCUUCCUUCAGCUCAGAUCCUGAAAAAGAGAUACGUCGCUUUAUAAGUGAAGAUGAACGGGGAAAUUAUUGUUACCAUGUUGAAAUGAAAAAUGCAAAGGCUCCUGGCCAGUGUCCAAACCAUUUGUGCCCGAACCCGGGUCCUAGGCCGCAAUGCGUGUCAUGUCCUGAAUGCCAAUACACUGAUUGUGUUAAAGCUAGAGUAAUUCCAGCUAAUAAUAAUUCUUGUUGUUAUUAUUGUACGUAAAUCCUACGUCUGUUG